Messenger RNA from Aphis gossypii (cotton aphid), 1910 nucleotides. RefSeq names its product protein krasavietz (gene kra). Bases 181 to 1458 code for a protein of 425 amino acids. The transcript is spliced from 8 exons. Gene Ontology annotation, cellular component: cytoplasm; membrane. Gene Ontology annotation, molecular function: protein binding. The record is from RefSeq and is a predicted model, not a curated record. NCBI's taxonomy places the organism in Eukaryota, Metazoa, Arthropoda, Insecta, Hemiptera, Aphididae.
UGUAGCCAACCAACGACGACCAGGAACGAACGAAAAAACAGUACGACGCACACAAUUUUUACGCACAAUCAUUACUAGUCCGGUCGUUGUUCCGUUGUCCGUUUCACGUCCGUUUUCGAUCGUUUCACUCCGUUUCAACUACAUCCGUGCGUCGACAACAGGUUAAUCUCGAGUUGUUGUAUGAGUCAAAAAACAGAAAAACCGGUACUGUCAGGUCAACGCAUCAAGACCAGAAAAAGAGAUGAAAAAGAAAAAUACGAUCCUUUCGGCUUCCGGGACUACAUCCUUGGGGGCCUCAAUGGUGCCGGCACUGACCUAGAAGCAAUUUGGAAGUUCCUUGAUCAAGCUGGUUCUAAAGUUGAUUAUCGCCGUUACGGUGAAGUCCUCUUUGAUAUACUGAUUGCAGGAGGUCUUUUAGUUCCGGGAGGAUCCAUUUCACAAGAUGGAUCAAUAUCUCAGGAUGGAGACAAACUGUGGAAGACAAAUGCAUGUGUUUUUGAAGCGCCCGAAGACAUGGUAUCUAUGCGAAACUAUGAACAGGUGUUCAUCAAACUCAUGCGUCGAUAUAAAUAUUUGGAGAAAAUGUUUGAGGAGGAGAUGAAAAAAAUUUUGCUGUUCAUUAAAGGUUUUAGUGACAUUGAACGUAUUAAACUUGCACGUAUGACUACAUUGUGGAUUUCUAAUGGUUCAAUUCCACCUACUGUUCUUCAAGUGCUUACUAAUGAGCAUUUGAUAAAAGAUGGGUUGGCAUUAGAAUUUCUCAUUGAACUAUUUGUGACAUAUAAGCAAGAAGUAGGCAAUGCCCAUCUACUGACCGUAUUGAAAAAAGGAGGACUCGAAGGUCGGUUGAUGGAUUUCUUGCCUCCCAAUAAACGUACUGAAGAAAAUCUCCGUGCACAGUUUGAAGAAAAAGGAUUGAGCGAUGUGGUUAAGCUACAUUUAGCUCAGGCCAGUCAGGAAGCUAAACGCAACUUGGAAAUUCAGCUUCAUGAUGACUUUAAUGACAACAAAAAUAUGAAAGAAAUCAUUUCAAAUAUUAAAGAAUUGUCUUCUAAGCAUGACAUUCCCGAACAUGAAAUCAUUGUUUUGGUAUGGACAGUUGUAAUGACACAAGUUGAGUGGAACAAAAAAGAAGAACUUCUAGCAGACCAGGCACUUAAACAUUUGAAGCAAUAUUCACCAUUGUUUUCUGCUUUCUCAACUACUGCGCGUUCUGAAUUGGCACUCAUGCUCAAGGUUCAAGAAUAUUGCUACGAAAAUAUGAAUUUCAUGAGAGUCUUCCAAAAAAUUAUUUUACUCUUCUAUAAAACUGAUGUGUUGACUGAAGAAGUAAUUUUGAAAUGGUACAAGGAAGGACACUCUAAGGGUAAAACAACAUUUUUGGAACAAAUGAAAAAAUUCAUUGAAUGGCUUCAGAAUGCUGAGGAAGAAUCUGAGUCUGGUGAAGAUGAAGAUUAAUUUAAGAACCAAAACAACCUGAAAAUAAAUAAGGAAAAAAAAAUUAAAAUAAGAAGCAUUAACACAAGAUGUCAGCCAACGACCAAAAUCAUAACUUACCAAGGAUUCUACUAUUAACUUGUUUCAUUACUUUUUUAAUAAAUAAAAACACCAAGGUAUAUGAUUAUAUUAAAUUUUUUAUAGGUGAAAAACAAAGAUUUGUUAUAAUUAUUUUAUUAUUAUUUUUUUUUGAGCAUAAUAUAGUAAUGAACAAACAAAUAAAAAUAGUUUUAAUCAAUUUAGUCAUUCAAAGAUUAUAUUAUAAUAAUUGUCGUGCCUACACAAGAUGGUCAGAUAGCAACAAAAAAUUAUCCAGUUAAUUUCUAUAUAUAUUUAUGUAAUAAUUGCAGUGGUGUAUGGCUGUUAUAAGUGUUGUUUUUUUUUUAAUAAACAAAAUUAUUUUUUAAUAAUCA